AGCAGUUAAGUGAGUCAAGGAGGCACUUAGGGAUCAUACAUGGAUAAAAAGCUAUUGGUUCUAUCACUGCAAGUAACGUUAUCGGAAAUAUUUAUAUAGUGCCACUUAGUCACGUUUUAGAUUAAGAUGCAUCUACACGCGAUAAACCGAGAAACUGCAAGAAUACUGGUCCCCUAGCCAGUUUUCUGUGCAGUUGCAUUGAUACUCGUAGCCUGACUCUCACUACAAUGUCAAGCUGCCAACACAUCGACAACAGCUGCAGUAGCAGCAUCACGGACCUGCUCGGGGCGCUGUGUGACAGCAGCUUGACCGGAGUGUCAUGGAAACGACGUGCCCUGGGCGGUAUUUCUCGAGAGGGGGUGCGGCGCGCUCUCCGCAGGCGGGCCUAUGGCGCUCUGCUGUCUAGACUUUUCCAGGAGAGUUCACCCAAACCUCCCAGCCCUCUGGCCUCCACUCCUCCCAGGAACAAAAUGCUCAUGAUUUCCUUUGACCUACGGGUGACUGGUUGCCCGGAGGAUGCCGAGCGACUGGAGGAGCUGCUUGGGAGGCUACAGGACGGUCCUGCCUCUGGCUUGGCUGAGUUGGACUCCAUGCUGGAGCUCCUGGUGCAGCUGGCUGGCUCGGUGCCCCCGCCGCCCACUUCCUUCAGCAGGGACUACAUGCGGCGUGAGCGGCCAGUGCUGCGCAGGACUCCUCUGGGCGGCUACCAGAGCGAGGAGCUCCAGAGGCUGGAGGCCAGGGCCUGGGCACUGGUCUGCGGGGAGGAGUGGAGCAAUCUAGGGGGUCUCUGCAGCUCGGUGGCACUGAUGGACGCCCCACCGGGGACCGGACUUCUGGCCUUACGGCAGAGCUCAGAGGUGGAGGAGCGCUUUGAGAGAGACACCAGGCUGUCGCUGUUUGGAGCCCUGCAGCACUCCCGCACCUCAGACCUGGACGUCAAGCUGGACCUGCCUCCUGUGCCCAGCAACGCAGAUGUAACCGGCCUGGCUAUCAGGGUUCCUCCAUGGUUGGACCAGUCUGAGGACGAGGGCUUCCAGUCAGCUUCUAACCUGACGCCAGACUCCCAGUCGGAGCCCAGCACCAGCCCGGAGGUGGACAUGUGGGAGGCCUUGCGCUGCUUUGAGCCUGGGAGGCGCCGCUGCUGGGAGCGUAUAGGCUGUCCUCCGGGCCAGAAGGUGGCGCCAUACCUGUCCGAGGGAGGCAGGGUGGCCUUCGACCAGCUCUACCGGCUGUGGGAGGGGGAGAUGAGGCUGGUGAGCUCCACCCCCUCCCCUCUGCUGCCUCUGCCUCUGGGCUCUCAGACUCCGCUAGUGAAGGAUGUCCUCAACGUGCUGAUCGGAGUGGCCUCCACCACGUUCCCCCUCAAUAAGGACUGUGUGCAGUUUGACGUGCGCCCCGGAGUGUGUCUGUCGGGGGCGUCUCCGGAGAGUGUGUCACGGCUGUUGGGGGAGCUGGCACUCUACGGCACACACUACCUGCGCCUCAGCCACUUCUCUCUUCAGAGCACCCACAAGCGCGGCCUUGUCUUCCAGGCCUUCACGGGGGGUCUGAGGCGAUACCUCCACUAUUACAGAGCCUGUGUCCUGAGCACGCCCCCCACACUCAGCCUGCUCACUAUCAGCUUCCUGUUCCGCAAGCUCGGACGCCAGCUAAGGUACCUGUCAGAGCUGUGCUGUGUGGAUGGAGAGUCCAGUGGGGUCCAGCCAGCCUUCCCUGUGGGAGUCAAGUUGCUCUCGUACCUGUACAACGAGGCGCAGAGCAACUGCAGCAAUGAGAACUACCCCGUGCUGCUGUCUCUGCUGAAGACCAGCUGUGAGCCCUACACUCGGUUAGUCCCCGUCCUCCCAACCCACAGCACCCUCAGCAUCCUCAGCAUCCCCAACCCUCAGCAUCCUCAGCAUCCCCAACCCUCAGCAUCCCCAACCCUCAGCAUCCUCAGCAUCCCCUCAGCAUCCCUCAGCAGCAUCCUCAGCAUCCCCAACCCUCAGCAUCCCUUAACCUCAGUGCAUCUUGGCAUCUCAGUAUCCCCUAACCUCAGCAUCCUCCCCUCACCCAACCCUCAGCAUCCUCAGCAUCCUCAGCAUCCCCAACCCUCAGCAUCCCCAACCCUCAGCAUCCCCAACCCUCAGCAUCCCUUAACAGUAUCUCUAACCUCAGCAUCCUCAGCAUCCCUAGUGAUCCCCUCCUCAGCACCCAUCAGUAUCAUCCCUAACAAUCCUCAGUCCCCCAGUAUCCUAAACCUCAGCAUCCCCAUCCCCAACCCUCAAUCCCUCCCCAGCAUCCCUCAGCAUCCCCAAUCCUCGUGCACCCUCAGCAUCCCCAACCCUCAGCAUCCCCAACCCUCAAUUUCAGGACCAGACUGCGUACAGUAUGCUUUCAGAGAUGUGUACGGGGAGUUCAUGAUCCAGGUGAAAGAGGACUACCUGGGCCACAGAGACAAGCAUUUCUGGACUCAGGGCUACACUCUGAUCUCAAACAACGUUGAGGACUGCGUUCCAGUCUUCUUGAGGCACAUCGCCAACGACGUGUACGUCUGUGGGAAGACCAUCAAUCUGUUGAAGAUCUGCUGUCCUCAGCACUACAUCUGUUGGUCGGAGCUGCCCGUGCCUCGCAUCUCUGUCACCUUCUCGCUCCAGGAGGUGGAGGAGAUCGAGCGCGACUGCGCCAUCUACCGGGGGCGCAUGGAGCGCAUCGCCAAGCACAGCGCCAUCAGCAGGGAAGAGCAGACUCUACGCACAGAGCAGGCGCGGCAGGAGCUCAUCCAUCAGGUCAGGGAGUCGACGGCCAAGACGCUGGACAGCAUCCGAGGUCGGAUGGUGUCGCAGCGCUUGGCAGAGGAGGCCAAGAAGAGGGAACGCUUUGAGGAGCUGAAGCAGCAACUGGAGUUGGAACAGGAGUGGCGGAGCAGCGCCAGGAGGAAGGAGAAGGAAGACGACUUCGGUUUCGCCCGUGAGCUGAGGGACCGUGAGAAGAGACUGCAGGCCCUGGAGGAGCAGCUGGAGCAGAGGGCCAGGAAGGAGUUGAUUGCCCAGUACAGCCGUCUGUCGGAGGAGGCGGCCAGGCGCGAGUGGAAGGCCGUGUGGCGGGUGCAGAGGAUGAGGCUGGACGAGCAGAGAGCCCACUUCCUCCAGCAGGACCAGCAAAGCAUCCAGGGCCUCCUAGAGAAAUAUCCUCUUGGGCAACCAGGGCCGAACCUCGAAGCGCUUCCAAGACCGGGACUAGCAGCUCCGCAAACAGCUCAGGAGUCCCUGGGCGCCGAGCCACAGGCGCAGCAGAUCGGAGCCAGCGGGGUGUCGCUCUCCUCCACCACUCGUCCUCGUCCUCCCCACGAUCCGCCUCCAUCUCGGGCUCGGCCACUUCAGCGGCGGUCGCCAGCGUGCUUGUGCCGGAAAACAAGAUGGACGGCAGAGACUUCCCUUCGGACGUGCAGGCGAACAGCCAGCACGUGGAGCGAGCGCCGCAGGACAUCGGCUCGGAUCUCCCAGCAGCCUCUGCUUCCACUCCUCCCCCUCUUCCUUCUCCUUCUCCUCACAAGGCCGACCACGACUUCAGCCCCCCUCUUCCCGCUGGAGCAGGGCAUCCACGCCCGUCCCUCCCUCUGCUGGGGCGCCACCUGCCUCGCACACAUCCGCCUCAAGGAGGAGGACGCCACAUCUGAGGCCGGCCAGGAGGAGGAGGAAGGCAGGCGGGCGGACGAGCAGACAGACACAGCUCUGCAGGCAGGACGGCCAACCCCAGGACUCCCCGGGCACACGGCAGAGACAGAUGGACUGACCGCUGCUGUUCCUCAGCCCCAGGAGGCCUCCAGUCUGAGCGUGUCAGUUGGGACUGACUGUGAGACGGGGGACCGCAGAGCACAGCCACAGGUGACUGGAGGGACUCGGCAGGCUGUCCUAGCACCCUCGCCUUUGCCAGAAUCCGCACCAGAGCCCAGUACUGUGGCUGGGGACAUUAGACAAGGUCAGCAGUCUGAGACGCCUUUGUCUCGGGCUGCUACCGCUGAGGGUUCUGCUGGACCCACGCAUGGACAUCCCUCAGACACUCACAUUAAGGUCGGCGAAAACAUUUCAGGUGUGACGGACACUCGCGCAUCCCCUAGUCAUCAUGGCCACUCCUCCGAUGCCCAUAUAAGGGUCGGGGAGAAUGUGUCUGAGGUCCAAAGUUCUCUCCCUACACCAAACAUUCACGGACACGCCUCCGCCUGCUAUAAGGGUAGGGAGAGGAACGCUGGAGGUGACCCACCGCCCCUCCCUAGCAUUCACGGUCAUGCCUCUCAUGGCCACAUCAAGGUGGGCGAGAACGUGUCUGAGAUUGUUGCCCCACUUCCCUCCCAGAGUGUCCAUGGGCACGCCUCGGACGCCAACCUGCAGGUGGGUGGCUUCAUGUCGGAGGUGACCCCCUCGCAACCCCGCUGGAGCAAGCACGGCCACGCCUCGGACUCCACUCUUCAGGUGGGCUGCCUGGUGGUCGGGCGCCAGAGCAGCUCUCUCCCGCAGCGCUCCCGUGCCCACGGCCACUCCUCGGACUCCACCCUCACAGUGGGCUGUGUGGUGUCGGGCGUUCAGCCCCAACUGGCCCCUCUACCGGGCAGUGCCCACGGCCACUCGUCCGACUCCAUCCUGGCCGUGGGCUGUGUGGUGUCGGGCGUUCAGCCCCAACUGGCCCCCUCCUCAGUCCCCGCCACCGUCCGACCAUCCUGGCCGCGGGCUGUGGGCGGUGCUCCCCCAAAUGGCCCUCUACCGGGCAGUGCCCACGGCCACUCGUCCGACUCCAUCCUGGCCGUGGGCUGUGUGGUGUCGGGCGUUCAGCCCCAACUGGCCCCUCUACCGGGCAGUGCCCACGGCCACUCGUCCGACUCCGCUCUGGGAAUGGGCUGUGUGGUGAAGGGCCCCAAGCCUGGCAGCGCACUACAGACGGACCCCUCACUCAAGGGGGACGGAGAUGCCCCUCAGCCUUCAACUGACCUGCUCACCAACCCAGACUCUCCCUACGGGCUCCUUGGCCUCCCUGCCUUUCUGGAUGAAGGGCUGACUGCAUGGGCUCAGGGCCUGGGCCUCUCCCCUGGCGAAAGCCCUGAGGACCACUACCUGCUGUCCCUGGCCUCCCAGUACCAGGUGGAGCAGUACGAGGACACCUACAACCUCAUGACGGCUGUCCCGGACACCCUGCUGUUGCAGCAGGUGGUGCGGGGGCCCUACGGCUUCCCCAUGGACCCCUCCCUCCACAGGGCCACCGACACCACAGCCGUGCGGCUCAGCGAGAUGGUGUCCCUACCGGUGCUGAUGAAACACUCCGUUACCACGCCUCUCAUCACUCAUGUGUCUCUGGUCAACAAGGCUGUCGUGGAUUACUUUUUUGUGGAGCUGUGUGUGGAGAGGCACUUUGAGGCCCUGCGGCACUUCCUUUUGAUGGAGGACGGAGAGUUCGCCCAGUCCCUCAGUGACCUGCUCUUCGAGAAGCUGGGGAGUGGACAGACCCCUGGAGAGCUCCUGACUCCUCUGGUGCUUAACUCCAUCCUCAACAAAGCGCUGCAGUACAGCCUGCACGGAGACAGCGCCCUGGCGGCCAAUCCCACGUCAAGCUCUGGGCGGGUACUUCCUCCGGAAACCUUCCACCCACACCCCCCUCUCAACCGUCUGAGCUACGCUUACAGCAGAGCACACCCCGACUCUCUCAACUGUCUGGAGCUACGCUACAAGGUUGAUUGGCCCUUAAACAUUAUCAUCAGCGACAGCUGCAUGAACAAGUACAACCGCCUCUUCUCCUUCCUGCUGCAGCUCAAGCACAUGGUGUGGACCCUGCGGGACGUCUGGUUCCAGCUGAAGAGAACCGCGCGGGUGAAAGGUGUGGCCGGCUCUGUGCAGUUCCAUCAGCUGCAGCUCUACAGGCACGAGAUGCAGCACUUUGUCAAGGUCAUCCAGGGCUACCUGGCCAACCAGAUCCUGCAGGUGUCCUGGAGUGAGUUCACUACCAAGCUGGGCAGCGUCAGCGACCUUGACGCCAUCCACCGCACCCACGCCGACUACCUCAACAGAGCCAUCUUCAGGGGGCUGUUGACGGAGAAGGCUGCUCCAGUCAUGAACAUCAUCCACAGCAUCUUCAGCCUCAUCCUGAAGUUCCGUGCCCAGCUCGUGUCCCAGCCCUGGGAGUGCCAGCAGGGGGAGACAGUGCACCCCAGCUUCAUCGCCAUGCAGCAGUCCUACAACACCUUCAAGUACUACUCGCACUUCCUCUUCACAGUUGUCUCCAAAUUGGUCAACAAAGGCUACCAGCCUCACCUGGAGGACUUCCUUCUGCGCAUCAACUUCAAUGACUAUUACAAGGACUCCUGAGAUCUACUCCCGACUAUUACAAGGACUCCUGAGAUCUACUCCUGACUAUUACAGAUCUACUCCCGACUAUUACAAGGACUCCUGAGCAACACGGUCAAGCCUGUUUGUGUGUGGCAUGAGGUGCAUGUCUGCUAGAUUGAUAUGCACUUAUACGGUGAGCUUCUGUUGUCCAUCUAGAACCACAGGAUUCAGCCUGUGCAGCUGUGCGUGUACCAUGCCUCUAUGCGCUUAUCUAUGGCCGUCCUAGAGAGACAACACAAGCAGGCACUUUAUCUAAGUACCGCGUGUGAUUGGUACAUAUAUGCUGGCGUCCACACUUGCCUUUGAGGUUUUGCAUAUGUGUGCAACGGAUCUACUGUAUCGAUCCUCUCAUGCUAAAUAUGCUGUGGUGGAAGCUAGCAUUUCUCAGCUAUAAGCAUUGUGGCCAACAGACAGCCUAAGUCCACCUCUGGUAUAUGUUGAGGUUGGAAAGCUGAUAGGCAGCUCUGUGUUGUGUUUCGUGUGGUGUGCCGACCCCCAUCCACCAAGUGAAGCUUAUAAAGCACUUCCUUAUCUGUUAUCUCUUCAAGUACAGGGGCCAAAUGACUUCCCCUGCCCCCCCCCCAACCUCAGGUGUGCCUGACCUCUUAAGCUCAGUGUAAAAUGCACAUUUUGUGAAUUGUGUAAUAAAUACCUAAUUUUCAA
Alosa alosa (allis shad) is the source of this 7016-nucleotide messenger RNA. It is a transcript of the gene tubgcp6, whose product is annotated as tubulin, gamma complex associated protein 6. The record is from RefSeq and is a predicted model, not a curated record. Gene Ontology annotation, cellular component: equatorial microtubule organizing center; gamma-tubulin complex; spindle pole. Lineage: Eukaryota; Metazoa; Chordata; Actinopteri; Clupeiformes; Clupeidae. Gene Ontology annotation, molecular function: microtubule minus-end binding; gamma-tubulin binding. Gene Ontology annotation, biological process: cytoplasmic microtubule organization; microtubule nucleation; mitotic cell cycle.